Messenger RNA from Trichechus manatus latirostris (Florida manatee), 2930 nucleotides. It is a transcript of the gene EML3, whose product is annotated as EMAP like 3. The coding region runs from base 147 to 2909 and encodes 920 amino acids. Lineage: Eukaryota; Metazoa; Chordata; Mammalia; Sirenia; Trichechidae. Gene Ontology annotation, molecular function: microtubule binding. The record is from RefSeq and is a predicted model, not a curated record. Gene Ontology annotation, cellular component: mitotic spindle. The transcript is spliced from 22 exons. Gene Ontology annotation, biological process: microtubule cytoskeleton organization.
UUGCCCCGCGCCCGACAGCGCCCCCGGGGGUGGCAAGGCGCCCCUGUGCGCGCGCCCCUGGGUGCUUCCCCUUCCCCUCUCCCCGGCCAUGGCCCCCGGGGCUUAGACGCCUCCGCCGCCGCCGCUCGGAGCAGCCCGGGGGCCGGAUGGACGGGGCCGCAGGGCCCGGUGAGGGCCCUGCUCAGGAGGCCCUGCAGUCCUUGAGCCGGCGGCUUCGGGUGCAGGAGGAAGAGAUGGAGCUGGUGAAGGCGGCCCUGGCAGAAGCCCUCCGCUUGCUGCGGCUACAGGCGCCCCCAGCCACCCUGCAGGGCACUGUCCCGCCAGCUCCUACCAGGGACAGCCCUGCAGCUCCCCCAGGACUGCCACCCACAUGCAGCACCCCCUUGGUGAGCCGAGGCACCCAGACGGAGACAGAGAUGGAGAUGGAACCGCCGUCCCCCGGGCCCCCUGGCCUGAGCAAUGGGCCCCGGCCUCCUCAAGGGGGCAGUGAAGAGCCUGGCGGGACCCAGUUUGAAGGAGGGGGCAGCAGCAGCAGUGGCACUGGCUCCCCCGGUCCCCCGGGGGUCCUCAAGCCUGUGCAGCCUCCACAGCGCGCUGACACGCCACGGAGAAAUUCUUCCUCCUCCUCAUCCCCCUCGGAGAGGCCCCGGCAGAAACUCUCCCGGAAGGCAGCCUCCUCGGCCAACCUGUUAUUGCGGUCAGGGAGCACAGAGAGCCGUGGGGGGAAAGAUCCCCUCUCCAGUCCUGGGGGCCCUGGAUCUAGGAGAAGCAAUUAUAAUUUAGAAGGCAUCUCAGUGAAGAUGUUCCUUCGCGGCCGCCCUAUUACCAUGUACAUCCCGUCUGGCAUCCGCAGCCUUGAGGAGCUGCCCAUCGGCCCACCCCCGGAGACCCUCAGCCUUGACUGGGUUUAUGGGUACAGGGGUCGUGACUCCCGCUCCAAUCUGUUUGUGCUGCGCUCUGGGGAGGUGGUCUACUUUAUCGCCUGCGUAGUGGUGCUUUACCGGCCCGGGGGAGGCCCGGGGGGCCCUGGAGGAGGUGGCCAGAGACAUUACCGGGGGCAUUCAGACUGCGUUCGAUGCCUUGCUGUUCACCCUGAUGGUGUUCGCGUAGCCUCGGGACAGACAGCGGGAGUGGAUAAGGAUGGAAAGCCCCUGCAGCCCGUGGUCCACGUCUGGGACUCAGAAACGCUGCUGAAGUUGCAGGAGAUUGGACUGGGGGCCUUCGAGCGGGGUGUGGGGGCCCUGGCCUUUUCGGUUGUGGAUCAGGGUGCUUUUCUUUGUGUGGUGGAUGAUUCCAAUGAGCACAUGCUGUCAGUGUGGGACUGCAGCCGGGGCACGAAGCUGGCUGAGAUCAAGAGUACAAAUGACUCAGUCCUGGCCGUUGGCUUCAGCCCUCGUGACAGCAGCUGCAUUAUCACCAGUGGGAAAUCUCAUGUCCACUUUUGGAACUGGAGUGGUGGAGCAGGGGUUCCUGGGAAUGGCACCCUCACCCGGAAGCAGGGUGUCUUUGGGAAAUACAAGAAACCCAAGUUCAUCCCUUGCUUUGUGUUCCUCCCUGAUGGAGACAUUCUUACUGGGGACUCAGAGGGGAACAUUCUUACCUGGGGGCGGAGCCUCUCAGAUUCCAAGACCCCAGGCAGGGGUGGGGCCAAAGAGACCUACGGGAUUGUGGCCCAGGCCCACGCUCAUGAGGGCUCCAUCUUUGCCUUGUGUCUUCGGCGGGAUGGGACAGUGCUGAGUGGUGGUGGGCGGGACCGCCGGCUGGUACAGUGGGGGCCCGGACUGGUGGCCCUCCAAGAGACUGAGAUUCCUGAACACUUUGGGGCUGUACGGGCCAUUGCUGAGGGGCCUGGCUCCGAGCUGCUGGUGGGGACCACGAAGAAUGCGUUGCUGAGGGGGGAUCUGGCCCAGGGCUUCUCCCCUGUCAUCCAGGGCCACACGGAUGAGCUCUGGGGGCUCUGCACACAUCCCUCCCAGAACCGCUUCCUCACCUGUGGCCAUGACCGGCAGCUCUGCCUGUGGGAUGGGGAGGGUCACGCACUGGCCUGGAGCAUCGACCUCAAGGAGACUGGUCUCUGUGCUGACUUCCACCCCAGUGGGGCAGUUGUGGCCGUAGGACUGAACACAGGGAGGUGGCUAGUUUUGGACACGGAGACCAGAGAGAUUAUGUCUGAUGUCACUGAUGGCAAUGAGCAGCUCUCAGUGGUCCGGUACAGCCCAGAUGGAAUGUACCUGGCCAUUGGUUCCCAUGACAACAUGAUCUACAUCUAUAGCGUUUCCAGUGACGGUGCCAAGUCCAGCCGCUUUGGCCGCUGUGUGGGUCAUUCCAGCUUCAUCACUCAUCUCGACUGGUCCAAGGAUGGGAACUUCAUCAUGUCCAAUUCUGGGGACUACGAGAUUCUUUACUGGGAUGUAGCUGCAGGCUGCAAGCUGUUGCGGAAUCGCUAUGAGAGCAGAGACCGGGAGUGGGCCACCUACACCUGCGUGCUGGGCUUCCACGUCUACGUACCCGUGCGCGCGNCGCCAGGCGCCGAGCCGCAUCUACGGGGGCCACGGCAGCCACGUGACCAGCGUCCGGUUCACCCACGACGACUCGCACCUCAUCUCGCUGGGGGGCAAGGACGCCAGCAUCUUCCAGUGGCGAGUGUUGGGCGCGGGGCCGGCGCCCGCCACGCCCUCGCGAACACCGUCCCUGUCCCCCGCCUCCUCCCUCGACGUCUGACCGCUGCCGGACCGAGGCGACCGGCCUCUCGGCGCGCCCCCGCCCCACCCGCAUCCCCCAGGACCAGGGGCCGAGCCUACCCGCGACUUGGAAACAUUCCCAAGGCGAACGGACCCGCGCACACUGUACAAACCCUCUGGCCGAGCCGGGCAGACCCAGCUUGGGCCCCGACUCCUGCUGACUGCUGAGGGGCAAUAAACCAGAACCAA